AUGUUGAGCCGCGAUCAGAGACUUUCCAAACGAAUGCAAGAAGCCGAUCCAGCUCUAAAAGAGGUUGACAUGGAUAUGUUGUCUUAUGCACGCAAGCUCUUCUACUUUCGACAUUUGGCGAAUGGUGGCAUCGGACUGGGCUCUGUCUUCGUCCAUACGAGUGAAGAUGCACCCGGUUUUCUGGAAGCAGUCGUAAUGGCUCGGGAUUUUAAGAGCACUGAUCCCAGAGAUAAAAUCUUCGCACUGUGGAACCUCGCUCAAGAUAAGACCGGCAUAGACUUCAAGCCUCAUUACACGGAGCCGUAUGAACGCAUCUAUGCUGAUUUUGCUCGAGCCUGGAUCAACCAGAAGCAUUCGCUGGAUAUCUUAGGAGCAGUGGAAGCGUCGGAAAGUAGCUCUUCCUUUUACAGAAAAACGCCAUCUUGGGCGCCGGAUUGGAGUGUCCCUACUCAAACCAGCUGUCUUGUGCGCAAGGACUAUAUUCCAAUGAAAUUCAUCUCAGUAGUGGACGACCAGCAAGGGAAAUUGUACGCCGCAGAUGGUGGUAUCACCCGUGACACAUUCGAAGAUACUCUCCUCCACUUCCAAGACAACGUGCUACAUUGCACUGGACUCAUCAUAGAUCAAGUUGGAGCCAUCCUACAACAACCUCCGCAGAUAUCAAGUGAAACAGUACAUCUUCAAUCCGGUGACCCUGACUGGGAAUUCCACUGCUGGACUAUCGAACUUACCCAGCACUUCCGCAACUUCGGCUCAAGCAUCUACGACGAUCCCCUACGAGCAGCUUGGGCAAUGUGCCAUGGGGACAAUACUGCUGCAUGGCCGCCUAACCCUGACUUCAAAUCCCCCCUCGAUGACCCAUACACAUGCCAGACAGAGCUCUCCAAACAUGUUUCCGCAUGGGUACAUGGAUACCGCGAAUCCGAAGCCCGGAACAUAGUCAGACAAGUCCUGCGCGGCCGGCGAGCAUUUAUAUCAGAGGCAGGGUACAUGGGCUUGAUGCCCGCGUACAUCGCUGAUAAGUGGUCGGAAAUAGGAGAGAUGUGCCAUCUUGCUGUUAUAGCCGGAUGCUCUAUUCCUCUCGUCCUACGAGAAAGAGAUAACGAGACGUAUACGGUUCUUGGGGCAUGCUUUGUGCAGGGAUGGAUGGAGGGCGAGUGGAUAGAGACAAUGAUGGGGGCGGGGUCGCCAACAGAGUUUUGGACGGGGAUGAGGGGUGUGGCGGCGUUGAGGAUAACGUGA
Molecule: messenger RNA, 1242 nt
Organism: Bipolaris oryzae ATCC 44560
Lineage: Eukaryota; Fungi; Ascomycota; Dothideomycetes; Pleosporales; Pleosporaceae
Exons: 1
Coding region: 1-1242 (413 amino acids)
Source: RefSeq, a predicted model, not a curated record